AUGCCCAAACUCCUACACAUCUUCAAGUGCAUCCAUCCUGGUUCCUCAGAUGAAGCAAAGACCAUGGUGGCAGCAGACCCUGCAGCACAGGAGGUGAUAAAACCAUCCCCAUACCUGGCCAUACUUUCAUCAGAAGAAAUAAACUAUAAAACCAAGCAGCAGUUUUUCAAUAUGCAACUCACAAAUGAAAAGCAUGCAGACGAGAAACCCAUUAAUGCUAUCAUUAUAAAUUCAGUAUCCGAAUUCAAUAUCACAGAUGGACCAGCCAAGGAAACCCCCAGUGAGAAAAAACUGUCAGAAUUCAGCACAUCACUGUCCUCCCUUGAAGAAUGCCAAACGAAAUUUUCCUACCUCCAAACUGAUACUUCAGUUCAUCAGAGAGACACUGAUGAGGAGUGUGCCUCUCUCAUCCUCACCUGUCUGUUUUGCCAGUUUUGGGACUGCCUCCUGAUGCUCCCAGAUACGUGCGAAACAGUGUGUACCAACCUGUGCUGCCCCUCUCACAGGUACCACCACACCUCGGAUGAAAGCCACCCGCGGCACGACUGCAAGUGCAACUGUGACGUUGACUGCAGUCUUUUUGAAUCUUGCCACGAGACCAGCGAGUGUCUGGAGUUGGCCAUGGAGAUUUCAGAAAUCUGUUACCGCUAGCACAAUGAAGUCAACGACGUUCCGGCAGACCCUUUGGCCCCACAGGGAAACUCCAUGACAAUAAGACUGAUUUCUAUGCGCUGAAAUGUAAGGAUUGUACGCAUUUCUUGGAUGCCAUAGACCAUUUUAUUCUGCACCUGGCUGGCAAGGGUAGGGUUGUCAACUCAAUGGUCUUAUUCCAAAUUUCAUUACUGCAUGGCUCGUUGGAAAAAAAUAUCUUGAUCAUGUGUGAUGAACGAUCUUAAAUACCUCGUAAAUGCCAUAGGUACAAGGUGUUUCUUGACUGCAAAAAAGCAUGCUAAACCACUCCGUGUUACUGCGUUCAUUGGCUUGCAUCAUGGAUUCAACUUCAUUCACAAAUUCAGGACA
Messenger RNA from Herpailurus yagouaroundi (jaguarundi), 1020 nucleotides. RefSeq names its product MyoD family inhibitor domain containing 2 (gene MDFIC2). The record is from RefSeq and is a predicted model, not a curated record. NCBI's taxonomy places the organism in Eukaryota, Metazoa, Chordata, Mammalia, Carnivora, Felidae. The transcript has 3 exons. Bases 1 to 651 code for a protein of 216 amino acids.